Molecule: messenger RNA, 1182 nt
Organism: Caenorhabditis remanei
Lineage: Eukaryota; Metazoa; Nematoda; Chromadorea; Rhabditida; Rhabditidae
Exons: 3
Coding region: 1-1182 (393 amino acids)
Biological process (GO): L-tyrosine catabolic process
Cellular component (GO): endoplasmic reticulum membrane; Golgi membrane
Molecular function (GO): 4-hydroxyphenylpyruvate dioxygenase activity
Source: RefSeq, a predicted model, not a curated record
AUGUCUACUUUCGAUAAAGGAGAUAAGCCAGAUAUUGGUACAUUCGUCGCCUUUGACCAUGUCCGAUUUGUCGUCGGAAAUGCUAAACAGGCUGCCUAUUGGUAUUGUGCUAACUUUGGUUUCGAGCCAUUCGUUUACAAGGGAUUGGAGACUGGAUCCAGAAUCACAGCUCAACACGCAGUGAGACAAGAUAAGAUUGUCUUCGUCUUCGAGUCUGCUCUCCUACCAGAUAACAGUGAAUUAGGAAAUCAAUUGAUUCAACAUGGAGAUGGUGUCAAGGAUGUUUGUUUCGAAGUUGAAGAUCUUGAUUCAAUUGUUGCUCACGCUAAGACUGCUGGAGCCACGAUUGUUCAUGACAUCACGGAAGAAUCAGAUGAAGAUGGAACUGUCCGAUUUGCCACGCUCAGAACGUACGGAGAAACGAACCACACUCUCUUGGAACGUAAGAACUACAAAGGAGCAUUCCUUCCUGGAUUCAAGCCACAUCCAAUGCCACGUAACUUCUUCCAAACACUUCCACGUGUUGGUCUCAACUUCCUUGAUCAUUGUGUCGGAAAUCAACCAGAUUUACAAAUGGACUCAGCUGUCGAAUGGUAUGAGAAUAUUCUGAAGUUCCAUCGAUUCUGGUCUGUUGAUGAUUCAAUGAUCCAUACCGAGUAUUCUGCUCUGCGUUCGAUUGUUGUCACUAACUUUGAGGAAACCAUCAAAAUGCCAAUCAAUGAGCCAGCUUCAUCUGGAAAGAAAGCUGUCUCUCAGAUUCAAGAAUUCGUUGAUUAUUACGGAGGAUCCGGUGUCCAGCAUAUUGCUCUCAACACAACUGACAUCAUCACUGCAAUUGAAGCAUUAAGAGCUCGUGGUUGUGAAUUCCUUUCGAUUCCAUCGAGUUACUAUGACAAUUUGAGACAAAGACUUGCUGCAUCAUCAAUGACAAUCAAGGAAGAUAUGGAUCGUCUUCAGAAACUUCAUAUUCUUGUCGACUUCGAUGAGAAUGGAUACCUUCUUCAAAUCUUCAGUAAACCAUGCCAAGACCGUCCAACUCUUUUCUUGGAAAUUAUUCAAAGAAAAAAUCAUCAAGGAUUCGGAGCCGGUAACUUCAAAGCUCUUUUCGAAUCAAUUGAAUUGGAACAAACAAAACGAGGAAAUCUGUUCUAUGACAAUGUGAAAGACGGAGAGAAGAAGUAA